This is a messenger RNA of Cooperia oncophora, 603 nucleotides long. The record is from the annotation of a GenBank genome assembly. Lineage: Eukaryota; Metazoa; Nematoda; Chromadorea; Rhabditida; Trichostrongylidae.
AUGACUUUGAAUGAGGUUGUUCAGGUAGCCCUGAAGAAAGUUCGUGUCGAUAGCAAAAUGAGCGCUCAAAUGGGAAUUUCUGACUCUGCCCUUCGAGAAAUCGUUCUGCUAAAGAAAUUGAGGCACGAGAACAUCGUGGAACUGAAGGAGGUGGCAGUGUCACGAGACCCCCAGGGAAUGUUCCUUGUCAUGGAGUAUUGUGAGCAGGACCUCGCAAAGCUUCUUGAUGAAAUGGUGCAUCCCUUUACGGAACCACAAGUGAAAUGUCUCAUGCAGCAGUUAUUCAGAGCGCUCAACUACAUGCACAGCCAUUAUGUGCUUCAUCGGGACCUGAAGGUAUCAAAUCUGCUCCUUACCAGUCACGGUAUACUGAAGGUUGCCGAUUUCGGACUGGCAAGAGUCUUCGGUGAUCCUGACAUGAGUAUGACUCCGCGAGUAAUAACUCUGUGGUAUCGAUGCCCUGAACUGCUUUUUGGCAGUAAAACUCAAACGGCUGGUAUAGAUCAGUGGGCAGCCGGUUGUAUCUUGGGCGAACUCCUUCUUCAUCGACCUCUUUUGCCAGGAAAAAGUGACAUGGAACAGAAUCUUACCCGACGAGAUUAA